AUGCCGCAUUACACGGAGACAGAGAUAGAAAUGGCCCCCGCCUAUCGAAAAUUCGACGUAAACGCGACGUUUACGCGCGAGGAGAUGAAGUUCCUAACGCUGGACGGCGGCCUCGAGAGCAAUAACCAGGCGGUGAUCCGAAUGACCGGCGGGGUGCCAUUAAAACCUCAUGAUUCGUCCAUCAAGCGGCAUUUAUCUCGCUCUUGGAACGGUUCUGAAAGCUCAGGUUUCAUCGGGCGUCGAGCGGAAUGCGUGCAAGAAAGUGGCGGGAUGAAAGAGGCGAGGACGGUCGACUUGGAUGGGCACACAGGAAGAAGCUCGGCCACGGGAUUACGUGGACAUUGUCGCAGACCGUCCACGGCCAUUCUUCAUCUCGCGUACGGGCCGCUCUUCUGGAAGAAGUCCAGUCAAACCAGUGUAACACGAAGAACGAAGGCAAAAAGUAUAGCAGACGAAGCUAUCAGAAAGAUUUUUCGAAAGAUAAUCUCCACGGAAAAUUCGAACGAAAAAGAUGACGAAUUGCUGGUGAAACUCGUCAAAGAGGAAAUCGUAAGAACGGCACAAAGCAUCAAAACGCCAUCGGGUUCGAUCGAGGCUGCAGCCAGAAGAGCACAAAGAUUGGUCACCGAAUUGACAGCUGCAUACAUUACUGCUAUUUACAAAUCAAAAUCAGUGGAAGAAGCCAAAAUGAAUUUUUCUCGAUUUCAGAAUACGGUUCAGAAGAUCGUAGAUUUUAUCAAAAAUGGCCAAUUUGCGCUUUGAUCUUUUGAAAGAUCAUAAAAAAUUUCAAAAGCCUAUGAACUUUAAUGAAAAAUGUUGCUUGUUAUAGACAAGUAAGUUGCUUGUUAUAAAAUAAAAUUGACUAAAAGUUAUUAAAAAUUCAAUGAUGAUUAAAAAAAUGAUAAAGCAUGAUAACAAUCAGUAAGAGUUUAAAUAAACCUAUAAAAAAAGAAUGAUAAUAGAAUAAUAAAAUAAUUAAUUCUUAAUUAUACAAUCGUACGAUAAAAGAUACGUUAGACUAAGAAGUAAUUUAAUGCAAUUAAAAAUUACUCAUGUAUCCUUGAAACAGCUAUUAAUCUUAAAAAUUUUCAAAAUAUAU
This is a messenger RNA of Apis florea (little honeybee), 1099 nucleotides long. RefSeq lists its product as uncharacterized. The record is from RefSeq and is a predicted model, not a curated record. Lineage: Eukaryota; Metazoa; Arthropoda; Insecta; Hymenoptera; Apidae.